UAAGUGUUUUCAAAAGUGUAAUUGUGCUGCAAAACAAAUUGUACAAAAUUCUCAAAGCUGGAGGCAUGCCAACUUUUUAUAUGCCAAAAAAAUUUACUGCUAUUGUGUUAAUGUUCUUCUAUCUUUAAACUUCUGUUAAAUUACAUGCUAAUAUAUUCUGGCUCAUGCAGAGCUUAAAAUGAUUUUUUCUGAUUUCUAAACCUGAUUAGGACACAAAACUGCUGUUCAAACUUGCUGGCUUAAACUAUUUUUCUUACACAAAUACUUCUUCAAAACUGAUUUUUAUGUUGUCACAAUUUUUAUGUUUACAUGUUGAAUGCAUUUGAUCAGUUUAUCACCUUGUUUCAAAGAUGUUUGUAGCCAAUUCAUAUUUCAUUUGAUGUUGUUAAAUGCUGGCCUUGUAUUGCUAUUAACUGUGAGCUUUUUAAAAAAAACAAAAACUGGAAUGAUUAGAGCACUUUCCUGUUCUACAAAAGACCCAUUCUAAAUGUGACUUCUGUGGUUGGAGCCAAAAGUACCAAUGUGUGGCAACGGUGUCAUUGACAAAGGUGAAAUGUGUGACAGUGGUGGCUUUGGCAUCAGUGGAAUGGACCCUUGCUGUGACAGCCAGUGCAGGCUUCAAGAGAAUGCUACUUGCAGUCCAGUCAACUCAGAGUGUUGCAAAAACUGCACUAUGGCUCCCCGUGGCAUGGUGUGUCGUGGUGCCAGUAAGGAACAGUGCCUACAGAGUGCCAUAUGCUCAGGUUUCAGUUUUGAUUGUCCUGCUUCAACACCUAUGCCAGAUACACCCGAGGUGAAAUGCAUUGAUGAAGGUGUUUGUAAAGGUGGCAGGUGUCAGAGUUACUGUCAAAGACACCUGGCUGAUUCAGUACCAUGCAUAUGCACCACACCUGGGGAAGAAUGUUUACGAUGCUGUCAAGAGCAGGACCAGGUGUGUCAGAAAAUCAAUGCCUCUCAUUUCUUGACAGAUGGCAGGCCUUGUUCCUAUGGUUACUGUAAGGCUGGAGUGUGUAUCGGCGUAAGGGCCAACAUGGUACAAAGAUUAUUUGCAUUCAUUGAAAAGUUGACUCCUAAUACUUUAGUGGCAUUUAUGAAAAGUAACAUCGUUGGUACCAUCAUAGUCUUCUCUUUGGUCAUUUGGGUGCCAGCAAGUUGGACAGUUUCCUGCCUGGACAAAAAGAGAGGGAAACUCAACAGAAAGUACCAAGACCAGUGGGUUAGCAGUGAGACUCUUCUCAAUCGGUCUUUCCAGAGCAGUGUUUUUGCAAACAGUGUUGACAACUACAAGGUGAAAGACACUGGACCAUGGCCAACUUAUCAUGGGGCCUCAUCUAAUGUGUACCUUCCUCCAAGCCCCGAUGAGAAGAAGAACAAGCUACCACCCUUGAUCAUGCCACCAGAAAAGUAUUUUGAAACAACAUUUAAAUUUAACGAUCAUUCUGGUUGCCCAAACGAAUCAGUUGUGUGGGAGACUGUGAUGUGAUUCUCUUUACUGAAUGACUAACCCAGUGCUUGUUGAAUCAGUCAGCAUUUGUCUAAAAUGGACUAAAUAUUAGCAUAAUACAGAAAACAAUAGUGCAUAAGCUUAUUUAAAAUAAUGAAAAUUUGUAAAAAUAGGUAUUGACAAAGUGUUUCAGUAGAUACUAUUUUUCUGUCAUUACUUGGAUUACACAAAAAUUCUUCUAAGUGUAUAACAUAAGUUGUUGCUAUGUUCCAAACUUUUAGGAGAUAAUAAUCAACAAAAAAAAAAAUACCUUUUUUUUUUUAGAAGAACCUCUUCUUGAAAUAUCCCAUGAUGCUUUUGUACUGAUCAUUAAUCACAUUCAUUUUGUAAGUCCACUGAUCCUUGAGCCACUAUUCAUCUACCCCUGCGGUGUCAACGCUGAGCCCCUCGAGGGAGUCACUUGUAUUUCUAUAAUGUUUUCAUUUUCACAGAAGUUGUUAUUAUUAGAAAAAUAACGGUGGCUAAACCAAAGCUUGACUUUAUGCCUUUCUCCACUAAUGCAUAUUAUCCACAGACAUGUAUUGAAUGGUGCAUCAAAUACUGCACGUGUUUUGUAUUUGUAUAAGCUAAGAGUUCAGCCAGUUUUUAAAUUAACAAGCUACUGUUCUCCAUAUUUAUGCGCACAUUAUACUUGUUCUAUUUUAACUUUCGCAUGUUUUUGUUUUAAGUUGUACCAAAGAGCAUUCAUUACAAUUUGACUUCCACUUUCUUUAUGAGCUAGGAAAUGAAUGAACAUAUGCUUGAUUGCCAGUAUUGUCUGUUUCUAUGUAAAAGAUGUCUAUCUAUACCCAGUUGUGUGUGUAAACAGUUGUUAUUAACACUUUCUGUGCAUGAUUAGUCUCUAUAGAUAUCCAUUGUCUGAAAUCAUUACCACAAUACUUGUUGUGUGUUCAUGUUUCAAACUAAAAAGUACUUAGUUUCAGCAUAGUAAAAAUGCCCUAUUGAAAAAUGUGCAUGUUAUUGUAAGUAGCUUAGAAUAGCUAGUGAGUGUAUUAGCUUUUUUGUUGUAAAUGCUGUUUAUGUCUUUAUGUGGUAGAGAUGGACAUGUUGAAGUUGUAUCCAAACUUACAAAUUACAAGGCUUAUAAACAGUUAAUAGGUAAUUUUUUAAAAGAUGUGUUUAAAAAAGUCAUUUUUCAUUAUGUAAUUAAACCUCUAGUCUAGUCAAUCAUUGUACCUGAUUUAUCAAGCAAUUUAGUGUUAAUAAUUCUAAGCAGUACUCAUCCAACAUUACAAUUCAGUUAGCUAUUUACACAAAUUAUUUUAAUAGAAAGACCAAUGUAUUAUAAGGUAUAGCAAACUAGUUAAAUACUUUUUAGAUGUCAGAAUCUACCAGUAGGUAAUUUCCAAUUAGGAUCAACAAAGCAGUCUCUUAAAGUUAAUGCCUUGUCUUUUUAUGACACCAAAGUUUUUGUUUACUUUUUUUUGAAUGAAGAUGUUCAUUAGUGCUUAAUAUAUUGUCAAACUAAAUUGCAAUGUUUCUACUCUGUUAAGUCUUUCAAGAUGAACAAGAAGGUUUUUCAAUGUCAAUGUAAAUAUAUGUUGCUGUUUUCUUUUUCAAAACUUUUUCUCAUAUUUCUUUGCUAUAUAUAUAUAUAUAUUUGUAGAAUAAUCAAUAAUACAUUGUAUAAGUUUGUGCUUUUUGUGAUUUACUGUAUAAAUGAAAGACUCUAUUUUAUAAUUUUUAUGGCAUAUUUGUAUAUGAAGUACCUAGAUGUAAACAUUUUUAAAUGUGACACAAUUUGUGUGUACACAGAGAUUGCAUCCCUUUUCUAAUUUCAGCCAUUUACAAAGCUGCAGUAGUAUUGAGCGGUCUUUUAAUUAAGUGCUCAAAAACUUCAUGAGAAAUAGGUGAAAAAAAAGCUACACAACCAGCAUUUAAUCCCAUUUAAUACUGGCAGCCAAAAGGUUUAAUAGACAGUGAUUUGUAUUUAUUUUUAGUAAUAUUAGUAAUAUUUCUGCUUUUGUUUUGGGAGGUCGCAGCUCCUUAAUCCAAUGCCCGCUUCCUCGCUAUCGAGAAAGUGCUUCUUAUGGAUGUGAAGAUGGUAAGCAAGACUUUUUCCUCACUAUUUGCAAUGUACUUGAUACUGUGGAAGCUCACUAAAGGUUAUGGUACCUUUUCCUGUUCUGAUGUCUGUUUCCUCUUUUUUACAAAGCUUAUAUCAACUCACUCUGUGUCUGUAAGUCUGGUAAAAAGUUUGCUCAUGUUAUUUCUCCCAUACCCAAUUUCAGAUCAAGCUAAAAUUUUGCACAAUUAUCUUUUACCUAAAAAAAAACCAAACAAGAAUCAAUAAAAAAAAAUUAGUCACUUAGUUAAUUAACAAUUGGGAAUUGAUUAUUUUAUUUGAUUUCAAACAAAGGAAAGAAAUUGUACUGGACUGAUGUGGUGGUAUGUUGAAUUAGUAAUUAGUCCCAUUUAUACUUUGCUUUCAUGUUUGAAACAAACAAUAGAUAUCUAUAAAACCUUCUAUUUUCAUUAUCACUUCUCUGGUACAGUGUUAAAUAUGUUGGCUUAAGGCGGCUAGUGCCCUAGAGCUCAAAUUCAAGUCGCUCUAUUUUUUAAAAGCGAUCACGCUACACCCAUAUACCCCUUUCUUUCUCUGCUCCCCCUCUUUCCCCACCUGGUCCAGACAAGUGAUAGGGUCAUAGCUUAUUGAGAAAGCUAAAAGCAUGAAAUUGCGCUAAACAAAACAAUUUUUUAAAAUAUUUCUAAUCGCAUAGAUUUAUUAUUGCUAGUCUAGAUCUAUUACUAAUUUAAUUACAUGACUGCCAAAACUAAUUGAUACAAUUAGGCCUUAUAUAAGUUUGUGUUUUUUUUUAAGUAUUUUUUUUAUUUUCUUGCUGACAGUGUCAUCAUUAUGUUGUGAAAAAAAUGUUACCCUAAACACUAUACACAACUUCAAUGCUUGGGAUUUCUUGUUACAACUUUGUUUCAAUCAGAAAGCUUCAGGUAAUUAUGGUAAUG
Molecule: messenger RNA, 4468 nt
Organism: Biomphalaria glabrata
Lineage: Eukaryota; Metazoa; Mollusca; Gastropoda; Planorbidae
Product: ADAM 17-like protease
Exons: 10
Coding region: 521-1483 (320 amino acids)
Biological process (GO): membrane protein ectodomain proteolysis; Notch signaling pathway
Cellular component (GO): plasma membrane
Molecular function (GO): metalloendopeptidase activity
Source: RefSeq, a predicted model, not a curated record